Rhea pennata is the source of this 1338-nucleotide messenger RNA. RefSeq names its product eomesodermin homolog. The record is from RefSeq and is a predicted model, not a curated record. Bases 1 to 1338 code for a protein of 445 amino acids. Gene Ontology annotation, biological process: regulation of transcription by RNA polymerase II; mesoderm formation; endodermal cell fate specification. Gene Ontology annotation, cellular component: nucleus. Gene Ontology annotation, molecular function: RNA polymerase II cis-regulatory region sequence-specific DNA binding; DNA-binding transcription factor activity, RNA polymerase II-specific. The transcript has 8 exons. Lineage: Eukaryota; Metazoa; Chordata; Aves; Rheiformes; Rheidae.
AUGGGGACAGAGGUCCAUGGCCAGCUUUCUAGGCCAAAUGGCCCUCCACAUACCCAGCAAUUGGUAAUAUUCAUUGAUUUUCUGGAGGAGAAAUUAAAGGGUCGAACAAGCGCUGACAGGAGCGUCCGGAAGGGACUGCAGCUGAAUGAAUCGCUCGCAGUGGGACUGCAGCAAGAAGCCCAGGCAAUCACCGUUUACAGCUGGGUGAGCUGCUGCUGGGCGCAGCGGGGGCCCUGCCGGGCACGCCCUUCUACCUGCCUGGACCUCGACAAGGGGCCGAAGAAGUUCCCAGCCAUGCUGGGCGAGGCGGAGGUGGGCGAGCUGCCCUUCGGCACCCUGAAGCCCGACGGCCGCAAGGCCACCCCCUGCGGCGUAGAGGAGCUGCCGCCCGCCGCCGCCCACUACUCCAUGGACGACCUCAGCCCCGAGUGCUACUACCUGCCGUCGCCCGGGCCACUGGGCGCCGACUUGGGGGGCGGCUACUCCCUCUUCCCCUACCUGGCAGCAGCGCAGCACUGCGCCAUGUACCAGCCGCCCGCCGCGGCGCGCUACCCCUACGGCUCGGUGCUGCCGCCGGGGGUCUUCGCCGGCGCCGUCUGCCUGCCUGGCGCCCGGGCGCAGUUUGGCGGCGGCGACGGCUACCAGUAUGGGCAGGCGGCGGGCGAUGGCCCCCUCUACGGCCCCUACCCGGAGGCGGCGGCGGCCGGCUCCUGCGGCGGGCUGGGGGCGCUGGGGGUGCCGGCGGCAGGGCCUGGGCUGCGGGCGCAGGUUUUACUCUGCAGCCAGCCCCUCUGGCUCAAGUUUCACCAGCACCAGAUGGAGAUGGUCAUCAGCAAGCAGGGCCGGCUCAUGUUCCCUUUCCUGAGUUUUAAUGUCACCGGCCUCAACCCCACGGCUCACUACAACGUGUUUGUGGAGGUGGUGCUGGUGGACCCCAACCAGUGGCACUUCCAGGGGGGCAAGUGGGUGACCUGCAGCAAAGCCGACAACAACAAGCAAGGCAGCAAGGUUUAUGUUCUCUCUGAAUCGCCUGACACCGGGGCUCACUGGAUGGGGCAGGAGAUCUCUUUCAGGAACCUGAAGCUGACGAACAACAAAAGUCCCAACAACAACAACGCACAGAUGAUAGAACUACGGUCUCUACACAAAUACCAACCUCGGCUGCAUAUUGUAGAAGUGACUGAAAAUGGCGUGGAAGAUUUGAAUGAUUCUUCAAAGACUCAAACAUUUAUUUUUCAUGAAACGCAAUUCAUAGCAGUUACAGGAUAUCAAAACAUUGAUGUUUGCCAGCUCAAAAUUGACCAUAAUCCUUUUGCAAAAUGCUUCAGAGACACUUGA